AUGCAGAGGAAUCAGAUGCAUCGGAAUGCGUGCGAAGACGCGGCCGCCCAAUUCAUGGAGAUCACGGCGAAUCCGCCGUUGAAAGUAACCACAAAGCAUCGUCACUCAGUUCAUUCCGGUACAGUACCACAUCUACAAGUUCGUAUGACACAUCGGAAUAGCAGUUCGACUGGGAGUACCGAGAGAUUCGAGUUGGAGCCAAGUGAGCCCACCGGUGGUCCACAACGAUCAACAUCCAGCGACUACUGUAAAGUGGACAAGAAGCACUCGAUAUCCGGCACAACACGACUAUUAAAAUGGUUGGGGAUCUCGGACAAACAGACAACCGAACAGACGGAGCAGGCAGCGAAGAAGCCGAUGUCUAAGCGUCGGAUGUCUACUUUUACUUAA
Caenorhabditis remanei is the source of this 390-nucleotide messenger RNA. RefSeq lists its product as uncharacterized. The transcript has 4 exons. The record is from RefSeq and is a predicted model, not a curated record. NCBI's taxonomy places the organism in Eukaryota, Metazoa, Nematoda, Chromadorea, Rhabditida, Rhabditidae. Bases 1 to 390 code for a protein of 129 amino acids.